Messenger RNA from Echinostoma caproni, 1350 nucleotides. The record is from the annotation of a GenBank genome assembly. Lineage: Eukaryota; Metazoa; Platyhelminthes; Trematoda; Plagiorchiida; Echinostomatidae.
AACCGUCUCUCACAUUUCAUUGGACAACCGGAGCUGCGUAUCUUCGAGAUGAACAAGCGUCUGCAACAACGUCUUGAUGACUGUGAUAGCGUUUGGUGGGACUCGUUUGUCACUGAUUUCUUCGAGGAUGACGCCACUCUGACUCUGGGCUUUAUAACUGAAGAUGGUCCCAAGCCCAUUGGCAGGGCACUUAUUCCCCGUUACUUUCGCAGUAUAUUUGAAAGUGGUUGCGGCGAAUUGUACUAUAACCUUCGAUUGAACCACGAGUACUUCCAUCAUCCAAGUUUGACACUCAAUUCGGAGUCCGCAACCAUGACUAUGAAUAUGGUCCGUUCAAUUCCGGCAACCAUCGUUGUGGAAGGUCGAUUCACGUUAGAAUUCACCUUCGACGAACUAAUGCGAAUCCGUUCCUGGUAUUUCCAUAUACGCUCUCAUCGGGAAAUGAUCAUGCGAUCUAUGCUCGGAAUCCAGGAUCCAGCGUUUCUGGAACAAAUUUCUAAAAAUUCGACCUGGUACGGUAUGACUAGUGCAACCCUCAACUUCUUCCGAUUAUGUGUCAUAUUGGAACCAAUGCAAGAGUUGAUGUCCCGACAGAAAGCAUACAGCCUCACACCGCGGGAUUGUCUGAAGACGACUCUCUUCCAGAAGUGGCAACGUAUGAUGCCCCAAGAAUCCACUCGACAGCCCAGCAAACGUCGAAAACGCAAGGGCAGUGCUGCCGCAGCUGAAGGAGGAAGUAACAACAGCGGUGGAAGUAACACUGGCCGUGCGUCCAAAAGAAAGCAGUCACCAGUUCCACUUCCGUCACACCACAUGGCACAACCUGGUGAUGUCAUGAUUGUUGGCGAGCCAACAUUAAUGGGUGGUGACUUCGGGGAUGAGGAUGAGCGUCUAAUCACCCGAUUAGAAAACACCCAGUAUGAUGCAGCCGCUGUGUCCGCCAGUCCACACAUGCAUCCCAAUUUUCCAUGUCCGAAUGAUGGACCUCCGGGUUUAAUCUCAUCGCCUAUUGGCACCGGCGGUCCGGUGAAUAAUGCACCGGGACCACAUCCCCUCUCGUCCAUGCAUUUCCGAGGACCUCCAUCCGGUGGCCCCGCAACUCAUCCCGGCAUGAUGUCAAACGAAGGCGUGUUCUCAAACAGUCUUCCCCCGAUGCCUCCCCAUCCCUCUUCCGUACCAGUCUCCAUGAUGCCCGGGCAACCACCGAUUCCAUCUUCAGCUCCCGGGCGACCUAUGGUACACAAUCCGGGUAUGAUGAGCGGACAGCCAUACGCGGGCCCAAUGCCAACUAAGUCAUCUAUAUCAGGAGGCAAUACCCCAUCCUCACGAGGUAAUUUACACUUAUCUUAA